GAGAUAAAAGAAAAACUCUUUCCUCUGAUUUCCCAUUUAUUCAUUCAGUUGUUUGCUAUAAUGAGCACACAUACCUUCUUUUAAUGGACUUGUGAACCACAGCUAUGGGUCACACACUUGGAAUAAAGUAGAAAGCCAUGAACAAGACACAAAUAAUAUUUAUGAUUAAAUACAAUGAAGUCAUCGAGUAUUGGAAUUGUCAAUUUAGGUCCCUCAUUGGUCAGCGUGGAAGAUUCCAUGAAAGCUCAGAGGAUAUGUAAUUUAGCUUUGGCAUUGGAUGGGGGAGGAGUUAGAACAAACUUCCCUAAAGAGGUAACCCAUAAGCCAAUCUUUGAACAAUGAAUAGACAUUAGUAAGGCAAAGAAUACUGAGGCGGUCGGGAGGUGGAGCGGGAUAACUUGGGCAGAUAUCGGUUUUCUGAUCUUGUGGCCCAUCUAGCUGAGAAUACCAUGAGGCUCUCCUAACACCACAGCUGGGAACAAGUCUUAUAGGAUUUUAUCCUUUUCUUACAUCAUUUUAUUCAUUAACAGGAAAGCAGUCUUAUCAUCUGUGAUGCCGGGGCCACCCUACAACCACACAAUGGAAACCCCUGCCACCUUCUUCCUUGUGGGUAUCCCAGGUUUGCAGCCUUCACAUCGUUGGUUGGCUAUUCCACUGAGUGCCAUGUAUGCCACAGCCCUGUUAGGAAACACCCUCAUAGUGACAGUAAUCUGGAUGGAUUCCACUCUACAAGAGCCCAUGUACUGCUUCCUGUGUGUUCUGGCUGCUGUAGACAUUGUUAUGGCUUCCUCUGUAGUGCCCAAGAUGAUAAGCAUCUUCUCCUCAGGAGACGGCUCUAUCAGCUUUAAUGCCUGUUUCACUCAGAUGUAUUUUGUCCAUGCAGCCACAGCUAUGGAGACAGGGCUGCUGCUGGCCAUGGCUUUUGACCGCUAUGUAGCUAUCUGUAAGCCCCUUCACUACAAGAGAAUUCUCACACCUCAAGUGAUGCUGGGAAUGAGCGUGACCAUCACCAUCAGAGCUGUCAUAUUCAUGACUCCAUUAAGUUGGAUGGUGAGUCAUCUACCUUUCUGUGGCUCCAAUGUGGUUCUCCAUUCAUACUGUGAACACAUAGCUGUGGCCAAGUUGGCAUGCGCCGACCCCAUGCCCAGUAGUCUCUAUAGUCUGAUUGGUUCUUCCAUUAUUGUGUGCUCUGAUGUGGCCUUCAUUGCUGCUUCUUAUAACCUGAUUCUUCAGGCAGUAUUUGGUCUGUCUUCAAAGAAUGCUCAGUUAAAAGCAUUAAGCACAUGUGGCUCCCAUGUGGGGGUUAUGGCUCUGUACUACCUCCCUGGGAUGGCAUCCAUCUAUGUGGCCUGGCUAGGGAAGGACACAGUGCCUUUGCACACCCAAGUGCUGUUAGCUGACUUGUACCUGGUCAUCCCACCCACCUUAAACCCCAUCAUCUAUGGCCUGAGGACCAAACAAAUACGGGAGCGAAUAGGUAGCUUGCUGAUGCACUGCCUCUUUGACCACUCCAACCUGGGUUCAUGAACACAAAGUCUAUUCAGACCCUAUUCAGAUCAUUCCAGCCAACUUCAUAGAUGCCUUAAGAUCUGCGGAGCUGAUUUGGUUGACCUGGCACAAUAGGAGUUCUAAGAUGAAGCUAUAAAGGGUAUCUUUGCAUAACUUUCCAAUUUCUAGCAAGGAUGUGAAUAAAAUAAUUAUUUUCUGGCAUUUUUAAUGGUUUCAAUCAAUUAGAAUCUGAAUCAGAAAUAAGCGGGCAGAGAAUAAAUAUAUGGGAUUUUUCUUUCCUUACCUUCUGACCCAUAUUCCCAAUUUAAUAUCCUACUGAUCCCUCUGCAGAAGAAACCAACUGUUUGGUCCCCUCAUACCUGGCUGACUUUCUCAGAAUUGCUCAUCUCCUUAUGUGAUUAUAUGGAAGCAACUGUUAAUAUAUGACCCUGCCUUCUGGGCCACUGACAAAUCCACUCAACUUGGGUGAUGUGCUCACACCUGGACCAGAGUCCUUCUCCAGUCAAAACGGAUUCCAGAUUAUCUGAGGAGAUAUAAAUUUGGGAUGGUGGCCAUUUUCCAACACAUAAACUUGGAUGGAGAAACCUGUUGCACAGCAAGAGAAGCAGAUUAGCAAGAUGGGAUGAAGAAACUGAGUCUAUGGUUCUCUCAUUCCAAUUCAUUUUGGACACACAGGUAUACCCCUAUUACUAAGUUCUGUAAGUUCUCUAUGCCAUUUUAAUAUAUCGCCUACUGUUAAGCUAGUUGGCGUCAGUGUACUAAUCACAGCUUUUUGUUUUUAAGCAAUGGAAGCUAACAAUUUGGGUUUGGACAUCAUUUGCUUUUCUUACUAGUCCUGUCUGUGUAACUUACGUGUAAGACACGAAAGAGAGGAACCACGUAUAACACAGGUCUUUCUUCUUUUGGAUCCUUUAAGGAGGUGGCUCGGGGGUGAAAAGGUUAACAGAGAACAAUAUCAAUAAUGAAGCUGAAAUGUUUCUACUCUUCUCUAGGUCACCAGAUAUUUAUUAUUAUUUUGUACUUUCCCCUUUCGGGAAGUCGUAAACUGAAUCAGUAUAUGUUAAAAGAAGAUUUCAUAUGUAAGAGAUACAUAUAUUUGACUCUGGUAAAUCUGAAAAUCUUAAUAAAAGAUAAUUUCCUAACAUGUUGAUAACAAGAUAUUAUACCUGAGUCUUAAUAUCUCCUUUGUAUUUGUAGGAUAAAAAUGUUAAUUCAUAGAGGUUAUUGAACAUUAACUAAAAUCAGGAAAGCACAUAAUACAACAUCAACAUAUCAUAUGUACCAAAAAAAUAUACCCAACAGAUUUCAAAUUCUAUUUUAAGAGGUAGUUGUAGGCACCAUUGAAACUGCAGUCCUGUGAAAAUCAGCACUUGUGUGGUAAUUCUUCCAAACAGAUCUGCUUCUUAUUGCUUAGCAUCCAUAACUUUUGCUCAUGUUGGACUUGUUUACCUACUAGAAUGUAUUGUUUCUGAAUACCAGUGAAGUAGGAAUCUGCUUCUAUAAAUCUGAUAAUAAUGUACUGAGUUCCCAAAGAACAGUACAAAGAAUUUCUCCUCUUGCAACCCCCUAACACAAAAACAAAUCAAGAUCAUGAGGUGGUUAAGCAUAUUUGAUAAGAUUUCCAUUUUAAAAAGUCACACUAUUUUUUUCUCCAUAAGGAACCCAAAGAAUUGGCUAUGCCCAUUAAAUAAAAAAGUACUAGGUGCAUUAAAGAAUCUGAUGUAAAGCAACAAAGGUAUAGUGCAGCUUGCAUCCAAAAUGGAAAUUUCUUUCCAGCAUUUCCAUCAGAAGCCUGUCCUGCUUUGUGUUUCGUUCAUAUUAGUAUUCUCUGAAACUACCUGGCACUCACUGUUAAUAAUUAUUUAUUGAACUACACACUUUCCAAAGUGGACUGGUUCCCUUCCAUGGUUAUCCCCAAACAGAAAAUCCUGUUUCUCCUGGUACAGUCACAUACACCCCUGCCCUGUCUCAUGAAGCAAUGUUAAAUGCUAAUUUAACUACUGCCUGUGACUCAUAGUAGAUGCUCAACGUUUGGAUUUUAAGAGAUUACAACCAGUCCUGCUUUAAAAAAAAAAAAGGGGAAAUUGGAUUUCCUGUGGAUUGUGAACUGAAGGAUUUACCUUGUGUCUCUUCCUUUUGUAGGACUCAAGCAUUUUACCUUUAGUAACCUUUUCCCUCAAGGCUCAGGCAUUGCACCCCCUGGUUUCCGUUAGGAAAACAAGGAUGGGCAGAGCUCAUUCCUGCCUCCUACCUUGUAGUGACUGAUCGCGUUAAGUUGGAGGUGUUAUCGUAGUCAUUUCAGGGGAUGUGAAAUGACUACCCUCCACACGGCUACCUGUCUCUUCCCCUUCUGGACCACUUUUGUAAUUAUCCAUCAAAUUAAUUGCGAACAGGAUUAUAAUUAAAUAUCAUCUAUUCUUUCAUGCCUUUAUGAGGCAAGAAGAGUUUAUUUUUGUUUUGAUUCACACGCACGCACACGCGCACACACACACACUAGACUUGGGGUACAAUGGUGAACUAGACAAAUAAGGUUCUUGUCUUCAUGGGAUUCUUAGAAGAGACGUGUAAACAACUACCCUAGAGAAACGGGUUUUCAUAUACUUAAGAACUUCAAUCUUCUUAUCUGGUCUUAAAAAUCAAGAUAUAUGAAAUAAACAAUGUGGCAUCAUUUAACCUUAUAAUUCUUGUAACAAAUAAGCACCCAAAUCAGCUUAUAAAUGUAAUAAACACUCCCAAACACCCAAAUAGUACAUUACAAAUGAAGCCAUUCCACUCUUUAAUUCAUUCUAGGUUUGAAUGAAUUCAUCACCUAAUAAUCCUCUUUUCUUGGAACCUUUCAAGUUUUGUCCUAAAAAUCCAUAGUAAAAGAACAAUACUGGUUUGGUCCCUACCUUCUUCUGCUAAGUGUGGACAUACAACUGGAAGCGCUUCCUAAAGAUCUAUUUCUCAAGUCUAUAAACAAUUCCCCAGGCAUUCUACCCUCCACACAGCUACCUGCCUACUUGCCUCUUCCCAUUCCGGACCACUUGUGAAUUCUCCCCCCAACUUCCUCCCCUCUGCCACACACACACACACACACACACACACACACACACACACACACACGGCCUCUCUAAUGUAGGUCAGCUCAACCCUUUGCCAAGACCAGGUCUGUGACUUCCUAGUUCAUUCUCCUUCUACUGCUAAUGCUCAAGGAGCCACUU
This is a messenger RNA of Hipposideros armiger (great roundleaf bat), 4712 nucleotides long. RefSeq names its product olfactory receptor 52I2. The transcript has a single exon. Bases 553 to 1527 code for a protein of 324 amino acids. The record is from RefSeq and is a predicted model, not a curated record. Gene Ontology annotation, cellular component: plasma membrane. Gene Ontology annotation, molecular function: G protein-coupled receptor activity; olfactory receptor activity. Lineage: Eukaryota; Metazoa; Chordata; Mammalia; Chiroptera; Hipposideridae. Gene Ontology annotation, biological process: G protein-coupled receptor signaling pathway.